Messenger RNA from Orbicella faveolata, 1903 nucleotides. RefSeq lists its product as uncharacterized. Gene Ontology annotation, molecular function: catalytic activity. NCBI's taxonomy places the organism in Eukaryota, Metazoa, Cnidaria, Anthozoa, Scleractinia, Merulinidae. The record is from RefSeq and is a predicted model, not a curated record.
AACCGGGCAUGCAUACAUGCGUGACGGUGGCGUUACAUGUAAAUACCGGAUUCCCGAUGAGUACAGUGGAUUUGUGGUGCUCGAGAGGAUCCUAUGGCGACACAAGAGAAGUCCGGGAAGAUAUACAAAGAGCCCGCAGUCCGUCCGCCCAGCGUCAAUCGAUUGAAUGAAAUAGCGAAGAAUCUGGGUCUAGAUCUGGACGAAAGGGAGGUGCACGAAUACCAUGAGGCCAUUGCCAACACCUUGGCGGAUACAUACCAGAGACUAUACGAGCUUCCAGAUCUGAAAAUUCCUGUAAAGUACCCUAGGACGCCAGGAUACAGGCCUUCAGCGGCGGAAAAUCCAUACAAUGCAUGGUACUGGCGCAGCGAUAUUAAGGGAGCAACAAACGGAAAACUCCAUGGCAAAACACUGGCCAUCAAAGAUAAUGUUUGUGUGGCUGGAGUCCCUAUGAUGAACGGUUCCAGGAUUCUCGAGGGCUUUGUCCCGGAUGUUGAUGCAACUGUAGUAUCCCGGAUACUGGAAGCCGGAGGUCGUAUACUAGGCAAAGCUGUGUGUGAGAAUCUGUGCUUCGAUGGAGCAAGUUUUACUUCAGCUACGGGUCCCGUGCUCAAUCCUUAUGACCAGACAAGGAUGGCAGGUGGCUCGUCCUCAGGGUCAGCGGCUCUGGUCGCAGGAGGUCAAGUGGAUAUGGCUUUAGGUGGAGAUCAAGGAUGCUCCAUAAGAGCACCAGCACAUUACUGUGGUAUUGUGGGUUUAAAACCUACGCACGGCCUAGUUCCAUACACUGGAAUUAUGCCACUUGAACUGACCAUUGAUCACGUUGGACCAAUGGCCAGGACUGUGUAUGACACAGCAUUAUUGUUAGAGGUCAUAGCUGGGUUUGAUGAUGGAAUGGACCCGAGACAACCUAGUGACUUGCAGCCUACUUUGUCAUACACAGAACAGUUGACGGGAAAUGUAUCCGGAAUGAAGAUUGGCCUGGUAAAGGAAGGCUUUGGACACACUGGUGCAGAAUCUGACGUUGAGGAGCUCGUUAGACAAGCUGCCAGCUGCAUACAAACACGCCUUGGUGCCAAAGUCCAGGAGGUAUCCAUACCGAUGCAUCUAGACGGGUUAAAGAUAAUUUCGGGUAUUUCCAUUGAGGGAAGCACUAGAAUGAUGUUGGAAGGAGGAGGUUUUGGAACUUCUGCCAAGAUGUAUUACGACACUGUUUUGCAGCAAGCAUUUGCACGUGGACUGAAGACACACAUGAAUGAUUUACCGAUUACGUGCAAACAAACCCUCUUGCUUGGACGCUAUCUUCUAUCAGAAUAUAACGGACAUUUCUACAGUAAAUCACAGAAUUUGGCUAGGGAGCUGUCCUUAGCGUACGACAGGGCAUUACAGGAGUGUGAUAUUCUGUUAAUGCCAACCGUUCCGAGGAAAGCUCAGCUGUUACCUCCAGCAAAUCUUUCAAUGGAAGGUCAGUGGAAAAAUAAAUAAUCGUGAAUUUCGAAGCGUACAAUUUUUGUCAUCGUAACAUGAUUUCUUUCGUGAUAAGAUUUGGGAUGGCCCGGGAGAGGUUUAUAGUUCCCGUGCUGAUUUCAAUCAGAGAGCAUUUUAGCAUGUGAACUGUUUGAUCACGUGGCCAGAUGUUUCUAUGGUAAUCAUGUAUUCAAAGUGUUGUUGAGCUUGUUGUUUUUUUCGUUGUUUUUAUUUUACCAAAACUUAGUGUUGUUUGGAGGAUUUUCAUGCCCUUUAAUAAUAUUAUUUGAUUAUUGUUGAGGGACGAGGGCCUCAAUGAUGGUGUGGAAAUCUCCGUUAUUAGUUAUCAGAUUUCAGCUGUCAAGACAUUUUGCAAAUCUCAGAUUUCAGCAAUCAGUUUAAUAUGUAUCUUUGUCAGGUGUGAGUUACAGUUUUA